CAAUUCCACUGGUCUGUCACUGACACCCGUGUCAGCAGCGUCCCAGUGUGCUGUCUUUUCACAUUUUUGUAAACAAAUCAUCCACUUUUCCAACCCAUCGGGACCUCCAGGAAUCAUGGCAAUUUUCAAUAAAAUUCAAAUCGUACUCGGAUUUCUGUCCCUGCUUCAUGCGGCUUACUCCGCUGCCCAGCACCGUGCUUACCUACGGAUCACGGAACAGGAAUUCACCCAGCUGCCGAUCGAUAUAAUUUUCCAAGCGAUUGCGAGCUUAAUCUACAUCAUCUACAACAUCCUGCAAGUGGUGGGCGAUUUCAAGGAGAUUCGUGCUGCGGUUGAUUUGCAGGCGAAAUCGUGGGAAACCCUCGCGAACAUUCCCUCGUUCUACACGUUCAACCACCGAGGCAAAGCGCUGUCCCCAGUGUACGAGCAGCCCGACCCGGAGCAGUACGAUCGUGCGUACACGACGGAAUCGUAUCUGGAUUAAACCAUUCAACCAAAUACUAAAACUCUAAAUAAACCCCCCCGAGUGUGGUCCACGUGGUGUACAUCAUGCUGCGUGGGGCGUGGAUAACAUGAAAA
This is a messenger RNA of Anopheles arabiensis, 579 nucleotides long. It is a transcript of the gene EMC5, whose product is annotated as ER membrane protein complex subunit 5. Lineage: Eukaryota; Metazoa; Arthropoda; Insecta; Diptera; Culicidae. Gene Ontology annotation, cellular component: Golgi apparatus; EMC complex; early endosome. Bases 116 to 484 code for a protein of 122 amino acids. The transcript is spliced from 3 exons. The record is from RefSeq and is a predicted model, not a curated record.